This is a messenger RNA of Daucus carota subsp. sativus, 864 nucleotides long. Its product is annotated as protein S40-4. The transcript has a single exon. NCBI's taxonomy places the organism in Eukaryota, Viridiplantae, Streptophyta, Magnoliopsida, Apiales, Apiaceae. The coding region runs from base 127 to 606 and encodes 159 amino acids. The record is from RefSeq and is a predicted model, not a curated record.
ACUUUCAUUUCAAUUACCCAAACACAUAACCUAUACACACAUAUUCAUAAACACAACAACCGCUCUCCCAAUCUAGAGAGAGAAAGCAGUCCAGUUUCUAGAGAGAGAAAGCUUCAAAUCUCAUCAAUGGCGGCUUCGAAGACCUACUCGUCUCGCUCAAACUACCGCUUCCUCCCCACCGACUUACACUCCCCGAUCCAGUCCGACUCGCUCUACGAGCUCGACGAGGCCGACAUCUGGAACGCCGGCCGUCCUAAGUCGCCGGAGUUCCGCCGCUCGGCGAUCCGCAAAAACUCUGCUCCGAAAAAAUCGGAGUUCAUCGCCGCCGGCGCCGGAGCGACGGCGAGGUCGCUUCCGGUCAACGUGCCGGACUGGUCAAUGAUACUUAAAGAGGAAUAUAACCGCAGGACCGACGAAGUGGACGAUGAUUUCGAGGACGAAGACGAAGAAGAUCGCGUGCCGCCGCACGAGUAUCUCGCGAGGCAGUUUGCGCGAACUAGAGUUGCGUCAUUCUCGGUGCACGAAGGCAUAGGGAGGACGCUGAAAGGCAGGGAUUUGAGUAGGGUGAGGAAUGCAAUUUGGGAGAAAACUGGAUUUCAAGACUAAUUAUAUAACUUUAUUCUAUAGAUAUGUAUGGAUAAUUGGAUAUGGAUGAGAGUUUUAUAUGUAUGUGUUAUCAUGUAAUUGAUGAGACUCGGUUUAAUUGGGAGAGAAAAUGUGCUAUAGGAAGACAAAGAAAAUUUUAUAGUUUUGUUCAUCGGAUGGUAAUUUGAUUUUGGUAUGUUAUUGUUCUUCGUUGAACAAUUUUUAGGGAUGUAAUUUUAACUGUUCACCGGAAAUGUCAUUUUUCUGAAAUUUUUCUAA